Solenopsis invicta (red fire ant) is the source of this 2162-nucleotide messenger RNA. RefSeq names its product cytochrome P450 9e2. Lineage: Eukaryota; Metazoa; Arthropoda; Insecta; Hymenoptera; Formicidae. Gene Ontology annotation, molecular function: monooxygenase activity; oxidoreductase activity, acting on paired donors, with incorporation or reduction of molecular oxygen; iron ion binding. The coding region runs from base 69 to 1622 and encodes 517 amino acids. The record is from RefSeq and is a predicted model, not a curated record. The transcript has a single exon.
CAUAUCAAUUUAUAACGUUCUACGCCGCGUACGACGAAGCAUCUCGUUUGUUAUUCUGUCAGAUCGCGAUGGAAUCAUUGAUUUCGUUGCCCUUUGUGCUAUUAUUAAUUACUCUGGUCGCCAUUGGCGUUUUGAAAAUUGUCACUGUGCUACAUGAUGCAUAUUUUCAUUGGAAGAAUAAGGGCAUACCUUACAUGCCAAAUUCGUUAUCAUCUUUUAUAGCGAGUUGGAAAUUGUUUUUCGGUUACACCACUUUGCCCGAACAUUGCCAAUAUGUGUACAAUUACUUCCCAGACGCUAAAUAUUUUGGAACAGUGGAUUUUUUCACGCCUUUUCCGAUCGUGAUCGUGCGAGAUCCAGAGCUGAUUAAAAACAUCGCAGUGAAAGAUUUUGAACAUUUCACGGAUCAUCGCUCUUUCAUUGACGAAACUGUGGAACCGUUAUUUGGCAAGAACAUCUUCUCCUUACGCGGAGAUCGUUGGAAAGAAAUGAGGAAUAUACUGAGCCCCUCUUUCACCGCCAGCAAAAUGAAGUUUAUGUUCGAACUGAUAUCGAAAUGUUCUCACAAUUUUGUCAAUUAUUUGGUCGACCAUCCGGAACUCUGUCGUGAAAUGGAAACGAAGGGAGCCUUUCGACGAUACACGAACGAUGUAAUUGCUACGGCAGCCUUUGGUAUAAGCGUGAAUUCUAUGAAAGAUCGAGAUAAUGAGUUUUAUACAAGAGGAGUGGAGGCUACCACAUUUGCUACUGGAAUACUAGCGAUUGCCAAGAUUACAUUUUUACGCGCGUGUCCAAGGCUUGCGAAAUUAAUGGGUGUGUCUUUUUUCCCGCCGAAUACGUUAAAGUUUUUCAGGAGGAUCGUAGGAGAAACCGUUAAAGCGCGAGAAGAGCAAGAUAUUAUCCGACCGGAUAUGAUCCACUUGCUAAUGCAGGCUCGGGACAAGGAAAGUGCUAGUGCACCAAAAAUGACAUUGGACGAUAUUGUUUCGCAAGCUUUCAUUUUUUUCUUCGCUGGUUUCGAAACUACUUCAAUCAUGAUGUGUUUCGCUGCUCAUGAACUGGCAGUUAAUCAAGAUGUUCAGGAUCGUUUACGCGAAGAGGUACAACAGUAUCUUAUCGAAGGAAACGGUGAGAUAUCUUACGAGUCGUUAUCGAAGAUGACUUACAUGGACAUGGUGAUUUCGGAGACUCUCAGAAAAUAUCCACCAGUCGUCAUGACCGAUAGACUUUGCACUAAGAAAUACGAACUGCCUCCGUCACUACCUGGCUUCAAGAAUGUAAUCAUCGAACGUGAAGAUCAAGUGCUAUUUCCUGUUUAUGCUUUACAUCAUGAUCCGAAGUAUUUUCCAAAUCCUAAUAAAUUCGAUCCUGAAAGAUUCAACGAUGAAAAUAAAGACAGCAUUGUACCAUACACUUAUCUACCAUUCGGUCUUGGACCCAGAAUGUGUGUCGGCAAUCGAUUUGCUCUUAUGGAGACUAAAAUUCUAAUAGCUCAACUUUUACAAAAGUUUACUUUAAAAACUACAGAGAAAACCGUCGAACCAGUUGUAUUCAGUAGAAAGGACUUUAAUAUACAACCUGUUGGCGGAUUCUGGAUUCAUUUGGAAAAGAGAGAAACAUGAAAAUUUUGUACAAAGAAACUUUAUUUUCUAAGAAAAAACAAUAUUACAUUUUUAAUUUUUAAAAUAUUUAACGCUUUUAAAAGUAAAAAAAGUAUACAAAAGAUUUAUUUGCGAUGAAUAAUAAAUAAUUAUUCAAGACAAAUAAUAAAAAUUUUAAGUCAAAUAAUACAAUUGUAUUUAAUGAGAAAUAGAAAAUAUGAAAUGUUAAACAUUGUGAGUAGCUUAAACUCUUGACUCUAUCUAAUUAUGCUUGGUAAUGCUUGAUUAUAUUUUAAUGACUUACGUUUUUCCAUUUAGUUGUUUAAUAGCUUAGUAGAGAUGAAAUAAUAUCUUCAUCUUACUUUUUUAAAAGCGAAUAUUUUUAUUGCGCAAACGUUUAUUAUAUAAUAUUUUUCUACUUGUAAGAUAAUUUAAAUUUGAAUUACUCUUAUUAGUUCAGAUUUCCUUGCUGUAAUUUGUUAUAAAAUUAAACAUUCUACGUUACCACCUUUUGAAAAAAUGUAAUAACGUUAUUGACAAUACACAGUUAAUGCAAUAUAU